UAUGACUCCUGCUACGGGCGUUCGCCAUGGUCUCGUGCCGAUACGGGCAGUGCCUCCGCCGGACGCUGCUGCUGGCGAGUGUCGGCUUUUGCAUACACUACCUGGUUCUUCUGUCAGAGCAACCUGCAGAGUUCAAGCCUUCCCGCACUUUGGAGCUCCAAGUGAGCAGCCAAGUGGAAUCAGACCUUCCUGCAGUCACUGCAGAGACUGUGGCUACAGGGGCCCCAGAAACCACUCAAGCCACGGAAACGCGUGCGCCGCGUGCGCCGCGUGCGCUUCCUGUCCGUGCUCCGGUGUCCUUGCGGAACAAGAACUUGAUUCUGGCGGGGGAUUCCAAUGACCAGCGAUUCUUUCAGGCGCUCUGCAGGAAUUUGACUGGUAUCUUUGAUCCCUUCAAAUACAUCAAGCAGGUCCAGAUCCCCCGCAACGGCAGCAACAGCGGCAACAUCAGCCGGGUGCGCUGGCCCGAGGCCUCGAAAGUUGGGCUCUGUCAUGACAUUCAAAGGAAUGCCAGCGUGCUAUUCUUGUUUCACUUUGGUCUCUUCAGCCUGCAUCCGCAACCUGCCUGGUACCGCACCUAUGCGCAGAGGAGGGCAGCAACCCACCUGCCAGCCAUUGAGCCCCGGGGGCCCCGCCCAAAAUGGGCGCCAGGUGCACUGCCCAGCACCGACCUCGCGCGCUGGGUGUGGCCGGAAGUGGCUUCGCAGCACUUGCCAGCGAGGCCCAUCAUCCUCUUGGCGCAUUCGUCCCUUUGGGAUGGCAUGCCUGUCCUGGAAAAGAUCGUUGGCAAAAGGGUGUCCAUGAUGAACGAUUCGGAGGCUGAGAAACAACUCACUGCUCACAUCUCUGAAGCUUUGCUGCCCUAGUUUGAAUUUCAUGUUUGUUUUCCUUGAACAAGAUUUUUUUCGGACACUUUGGGGGUAAACCGGGCAAACCAACCUCACCCUUGUGAAGCCACACAGGAAACCAACCUCACCGAAUGGGGCUGGCUGGAACGCGCAUCUGCGUUUAUCGCAUCCUUCAGAGAAGGCUUGGGCGCUAAAGGUCUGGACGUAACAUCCCUGGUGUGGCGAACAAAUCCCAACUGUCCAGUCCUGUUGAAGCAGGGUGCAGUCAUCGUGAGCAACUUCAGUAAACUUUCAGCAGAGGCAGUGCGGAAAGAGGUGGCGCAAGCUGAACGGUCUCCAUGGUCUGAAUGCUGCCUUGUGGAUUGGCGCAAGCACCUGGAAAUUCACAAUGAAAGCCAAUGCGAUCAUCAUCACUACAGCAAGGCCGGCUAUGCAGUGUUGAUUUCCGUGCUGAAUGAAUGCGUCUCCUUGACGACCUGAUCAUGACCGAAAAGGCAGUGCUCUACAUCAGCGACCGAGGCAGAUUCCCAUGGCCAUGGGGAUCCGCUGUGAGUGCCGUGCCAAUUUUAUGACAUGAAAACACGGUUUGCUUUUCAGGAGUUUUCCUCGAAAACUUGCAGAAGUAAAUUUCAGACACAUGGAUGCCGCGAAAGAAACAUACCCAGACCGCGACAGUGUCGCGAAAGGGAUGAUGAAAGAUAACAGCGAAUAGAACAAAA
Messenger RNA from Cladocopium goreaui, 1567 nucleotides. The record is from the annotation of a GenBank genome assembly. NCBI's taxonomy places the organism in Eukaryota, Dinophyceae, Suessiales, Symbiodiniaceae.